GAUAACUCGUGAUAGAGGUUAUGUAUAUCAUAACAUAAAAAAUACUAUUCUUUGUUCUUAAAAUUGUGAAAUCUAAUAAUAAACAACAAUGUUCAGGGUAUAUUAAUAAAAUGGGUGGUGAAACACUUACGUAUAAUUUUUUUUUGUGACUACUGAAGCAAAAAAAUGGAAAAUAUUUUCGAGGAACUGGGUAUACCUAAGAAGUACUUGAAGAAGUCAUGUACAGAAGACAGAUAUGUAGCUUUAGUCCAUAAGCUCUGGUUAAAGUCUUUGGUGAAACAUUUAAGGUUAACGGAAUUUAUUGAAAAAUCUCGCUUAGAUGCAUGGCCUAACACUGACGAUGAGGUUGGAUUGUCAUGGAUAAAGGUAUUUGUUACCGUUUUGAAGAAAAGAGAUUCGAAAGUUAUACCUCUACCUAAAAUACGGCCUUCUACUAAAGAGGAGAAUGCUUUGAUGUUUUCUCAGUUAAUGCAGUACAUUUCGCAAACAAAUUAUAAGAACUUAUGGAAAGAAGCCUAUAAAAAGUAUUCGUUUACUUCAGAGCCUAGUAAAGAAACUCAGGUGAUCCUUGUAGAUUAUAAUGAUGUUUUAAAAGAUAUUAUUACAAGAUUAUACGGCUGUCCCAUCGUAAAUACAUGUAAUCCUGAAUCAAGUACAGAAUCUUCGAAAUAUUUUGAUGUAAACCUAAACAUUCUUCCUUCAGUAUGUGCAGUAGAAACAUUAAAUGCAAUCUUUUUAAUCCACGUACCUUAUUUCGAGCACAAUUUACGUGACUGCGUUACAUUUUCACCUGCUAUAUUAGAUAAAUGCUACAGCAAACCGCUUUUUAUCGUUUUCCAGCUGCUGAAUAUACUGAAGUCACUCCAUGACCGUAGUUUAACAUUAGGCGAUGUAAAUUUAAGUGAUAUAUACAUGACUGAAGAUAUGUGGAUAUAUAUUUUUCCUCAGAUCAGCUCUAAUAUUUACGUACAGAAUCUGCCUCAGUUUGAAACCAAAAAUGCAAAUAUGAUUCAAGACUGCCGCAAGUUGGGCCACAAAUUUGAUAACACUUUCAAAUGCGAAUGGUGCGGUUUGCGGACUUACGAUAAGAUCCAAAUAAAUAACGAAUCUCUGGAAGACCUCUGUCAAUUAUGGAUCGACGGGCAAAUAUCAAAUUUCACUUAUAUCUCGGCCCUAAAUAAGCUCUCGGGAAGAAAACUGGGGGACCCCAGCUGCCACUACGUGUUUCCGUGGGUCACUGAUUUUUCGUCGCACUGCGGGAAGAACUGGAGAGAUUUGAAGAAGUCUAAGUACCGUCUGAACAAAGGCGAUCGUCAAUUAGACUUGACUUAUAACAAUUCCCAGACUCAAGUCCCGCACCACGUGUCUGACGUGCUUUCUCCGAUCACUUACUACGUUUAUAUGGCCAGGAGGACCCCCAAGUCGGUACUGUGCAAAAAUGUGAGGACUAUUUGGGUGCCGGCUGAAUAUCCUAGUUCCAUUCAAAGGAUGCAGGAGUGGACCCCCGACGAAUGCGUUCCGGAAUUUUAUACCGAUCCGUCUGUAUUUAGAAGUAUUCACGACGAUUUGGAUGAUCUCGAAGUACCCCCUUGGGCUUCCGGGCCAGAGCACUUCAUCGAGAGGCACAGGGAACUACUGGAGAGCCCCCACGUCUCCGAUAAGUUGCACUAUUGGAUAGAUCUGACGUUCGGAUACAAAUUAACUGGUAACGCUGCUGUGAAAUCAAAAAAUGUAUGUUUACACUUGGCCGAUGAUCACACAUACUUGACGAAAUCAGGACUAGUACAGCUCUUUUCCCAUCCACAUCCGUCAAAAAGCGUUAGUUCUCCCUUUUGGGCCAAAACCCCACCCAAAAUAUUCAUCCAUAAGCCAGUUAAAGAUAGGGCCAGAGACAGAAGUAGUUCAUCCGUAACGGUACAAGAGACUUCAAAAAGCGACGAGGACGAACACAUAGCAGACGAUCUAGCGGCGAAUUUCUUCUUGAACCGGUCUUCGUUGGAUUUAACUAAAUUGUUGUCACGCAGCCGUUCUUCCUUGCACGAGGAACAAGGUUCCAAACCGAGCAGGAGCCCCAGCAACCAAAGGAGUUCUAGCGUUGGCCCGAAAAACCCUUCGUUUACGUCGCACGUCGUGCAGAAACCGAAACCGAAUCAGCUGUGUGUCCCGUCGUCCUCGUUAAGUACCGGCACAAUAUAUCUGCCUAAGGAGUAUAAACCCGAGCAGGCCCUGGAUCUUUUGGAGAAAAAACAUGCUUUUAUUGCUAAAAUGUUUCACCCUGAACAAGGAAAAGUUUACUCGAGCGUACCCGACGAAAUGCUGGUCAAAGAUAUUGAAGAGUGUGUCGUUCAAAACGCCUUCACGAAUUUUAUAUACUCGGAGAAUUUCAGGGAAAACUUCAGGGCAAAGCCUAAAGCGACCAAGUCGCACACGUUUCCGUUGGACAGUCACGAUGUUUUUCUGCAGAGUUAUCAAAGACUGCCGAGCCAGAAAUCUGAAAAUCAAAUUAUUUGUAACUACGCCGGCAUUAUUUCUACGAGGCGUACAAGAGAAUUACAAGUUUUAGGAUGUCUGGUAGUCGAAGUUUUCAUGGCGAAGCAAUUGAGGGCUAUGGGGGCUAACAAUUCAAACUUACCAUUCAACAAACGACUGAAAUCGUGUUUGACGGUGUUGAAGAGUUGCAAAAGCGACGUCCCUCUCUGCGUUUCGUACCUAAUUGACUUAUUGUUGCAACCGGAGAAAACCGACUUGAAAAAUUUCGCUUAUCCCGUGGUAACCGACUUAGGUUUACCUCCGCCCAGUGCCCAUCUCUUACUGGAGCCUCUCCUAAACUGCAUUAUACCAUUCUCUAAACAUUUCCCGCAUUUAUACGCCUUGAUAUACACCUUGAAGGACUUCCAGAACGUCGCGAUGGAGUUAAACAUUUUGUACCACUUUGAUUGUAACGGAGAAAUGUGUUCCGAGUACGAAAAUUUGGAGAGAACUAAAAUCUUACUUGCUCAGAAUAUAGCAGAAUGCAAAGUGAAAUCGUGCGCUAAACACCUAGAAAGUCUGCUGGGCGAGCUGAACACUAAUACUGAUUACGAAGUUGUGAAUAUUUUGUUGCCACAUAUAAAAGAUCUGAUCGAAGACCCUCCCACUUCUGUAUUAUCGGCUUGGUACCUCUUCGAGCACGUCUCGAGAGUUUUGGGUCCUAGGAAAACCGCGGAAUCUCUACUAGAAUCUAUUUUGAAGCUUUACGAAAACGAACCGAACGACGCUCACUUACCGUACAACGGGAAAAUUGCAAAGCUGUAUCACCACAGUUUCUUGCUUCGUCUGAUGGUACGACUGGGUCUGAGGUGCUUCUUGGACAACUUCAUAACACCUCUGGUAGAAGCCGUGGGUGGUUAUAAAGAUUACGAUAAGACGGAGGUUUUCCUCCACUCCCACUCGGAAAAGGUGUCCAAGAGGACGUCGCAUUUGAAAACGAUGGACUCCGAACACAUGGACGCGUCCGUUAGCGAUGAUUCCAGCGCCAGCGAGAAACAAUCGAGCAUAGUUGUGGCUAAAAAGGAGGUUAAGCCCAGUUCCGACGAAGAAGUUCAGUUUGAAUUUGAUGAGGACAAAGAGGACGAUCAAAUGAAGUCGUUGAUAGAACAGCUUGAGCUUAACGUAGCUUCGGACCUGCCGUUUAACCACUCCACCGCCGAAGAAGCUCUGGACGCUACCAUAGCGGAAAACAUAGACCAGCUGCGGAAUAUCGAAGAACUGAACCUGCAACUGAACGACGAUAUCGUGGAUAUUAGGUCUGGAAUCGUGUCUCCUACUAUACCUAUUCCGUCGAGUUACCAUCACAACGUCAUGAACAUUAGCUGCGAAAUUGGCAGUAAAAAGAGCGAGAGCGACUCGUUUUUAGAGAAGAAAUCUGUGAAUUCUCAAGAAUUCAACGCCGAUUCCUCGAAUUCCAGCGUGGUUUCCAGCACUCAAAAACUGGGUUCGAAGACUAAGAAAUCCGAUACGAAGAUUUCCGAGAUGAGUUCCGACAGUGUGGUUUGGUUGUCGCACAGGUUAGGUCCAGUACUAACUGCGCGAUACUUGUCCAGAAACCUGCUUAAAAUGUUGACGUUGUGUUACGUCGGAAGAGAAAACCUGGCACCGUUGUCCGUUGAGGAAAUAGAGGACGUGUCCGAUAUUUCCGUAACUUCCAGUCAUAUUUUAGGCGAUAGAAACGCCGCUAAGGUUAUGGAGUGCCUUUCCAGUAUUGCCGCCUUGUAUGGUGAACAGUUGAUAUUAUUCCAAUACAUUCCACAUAUGAGCGAACUGAUUUUACUUUGCAAAAGGAAACUGACUCUAAACUUAGAAGGGGGCCUAAUAUCAUGUUUGGCGCUGUUGAAACAUAUAAUUCCAUAUUUAUCCGAUGCAAUGUUAAUGGAUCAGUUACAGGACGUCAUACUAAAAAACAUAUUACAUCCCACCGUUAGACUGUUAGGUUCUACAAAGUAUACCUUCCCAAGUGGACAUAUAGCGAGGAACAUUUUAGCUCGUAAAUAUUUAGACGCUUUAUAUAUACUUUCUAUUCGAAUGGGCUCCGAUAUGACAAAGAAAUACUUAGCUGUACCGGCACUUCAAAGAUUUUUCCUAAUUUUUGAUAAAGUUUACGUAAACGAUGAACUUAAAUAUCUAGAGGAAAAGGGACCUGAAAAGGAUAAAGACGUUACAAAAGUCACAGAGGGGUCUCACUUUGUCGAAUUACGCAGAGACGGAACCACAACGGAAUGGGCAGUGGGUGGCAGACCCGUUCAGAUAUCUCACGUUCGUUUAAAAGAUUCCGAAUCCGCCGAUAGUUUAUCGCCCCCUGUCCCCAGCGAAGUGGUGGCGGUUCUAGCACAGGAGAGCACCAUAAACCUAGCUCUAGACGAAUUAAGGCUUGUUUUUACACCUGAAUUAGCUCACGCCGCUUACAUUCCGUUUUUGAGACACGUAGGUGCCGACUCUUUGGAAAUAUCCCUGAAAAAUCACGACAAUAUCCGCGACUUGUGUCAAAACUACGAACAAGAAAUUCGGGCCCCUCCCAACCUCGUGCCUAGGUUGACGUCAGAUUUCAACAGAAGCAAGACUAUAACGACGUCGAGCAGUAUCGGCAGCAACAUCGCGGUUAUCGGCAACAGAAUAGACGUGCAAACGGAGAAUUUCGACAGCCUCAACUCUGACCUUCUCAGCUUGGUCAGCAGCCGCAUGGAGAACACCACGAGACACCUCCGGGGCAACUGGCUGGCCUAUUGGGAGCACGAGAUCGGACGUUCGGAAAAAGACAACAUGUUCAACUUCAAGCAAAUAAAACUGCAGACUUUCGCCGGCCACACGCACAGCGUGAAGUGCCUGUACGUCCUAGACAACGAGAACAGUUUUAUGUCAGGUAGCCGAGAUAAAACCGUCAAACUCUGGUCGUUGCGGAGCCAAGGCGACGGUUUCAGCACGUCCAACUGCCAGUGGACGUACAGCGCUCACAAGAAAUCGAUACUGACAAUAACUUUCAUAGAAAGCAUGAGGCUGGUCGCAUCCUGCGACAGCGUUGUGCAUAUAUGGGAUCCGUUCAUGGGCGCCAAUUUGGGUAACUUGGAAUCGACUAGGUUCUCGCCGGUUAACGUUCUGAAAAGCAUGCCGGCGCCCUCGACUUUAGUUUUCGCCGCCACCACGGACGGUACGGUGAAGGUUAUCGAUGCAAGGCUUCUGAAUUACAUACAGGAAUUAAGGAUCAGCUUGAAUCCGUCCGGGUUUAUACGAAGCUUGGCGAUUUCCCGUUCGGGGUUGUGGAUUGCCGCCGGUCAAUCAUCGGGAAAUAUCACGGUACUGGAUACUAGAACCGGAUUGGUGAUCUCCAACUGGCGUGCCCACGAAAGCGAAGUUUUACAGGUAGUGGCGGUGGAUAACAACACUUUAGUUUCGAGCAGCCUAGAUCAGACUAUUAGCGUCUGGAAUAUAUGGGACGGAAAGUUCAAGUUUUAUAUGAGCGUUUGCCUUCCUAGGGGGGCAACGGAACCCGUCCACUGCCUCAACGUCUACAAUAACGAACUGAUAUCUGGGACGACGGCGAACCGCGUCGGCGUCCACACUUCCAUAGACCUAGACGCCUCGUUCUCGAGCACCAAGCUCCGAUCUGACGCCUUCAAGGGUUUACUUACGUCCAUGGCGGUCUUGCCCCUAAACAGAUUGUUACUGUUAGGUGCCGACACCGGAAAUAUUAAUUUGUUGUGUUGAAAUUGCCUCGAAGCGGCGAUUUGGGCGGUCUUUGAACGAACAACGUGUCUCGUUUGAUUUUUCACAUACGAAAAAAAAAGAGAAAAAUAAUAAGUUCUAAUUUUGAAUUUCCCGCCAACGUGUCGAGUCCUAUUUUUUCCCUUUUAAAAAUUAUACAAGUCUUAAUACUAUACAGAAAUUAUAGUAUUAUUAUAUUUUGUAUUAAAUACAUCAAAAUAAUGUAAAAUUUCUGUAAUAAUUUUAAAAUUUGUGAAUUUUAGUUGAAUUUUAAAAUUAUAUCUCACCGACACAGAUGUACGUGCUGUAAGUACAUAUACCAUUGUCGAAUAAAUACAGAGUGUGUUGUAUGAAAGGAGAGAAGUUUAGCACUCCCCUAGACAAGGAUGGAAUACAAUACACAUGGUUAAGGCACACCUUGACCACAAUUUUUUUUAUAACUAAACAUUGCAAUUUGUUUCCGAUAUCAAAAUUCCAUUACUCCGAAAUCAAUUAUAAGAGUAGCAAUAAUGUAAACGUAGGUACAAAAAAGUAAGUCCGGAGUGUUUCUAAGACCACCCGAAUCGUUACUAUGUUGUGAAAUUUGAACGGUAAAGGCAUAAUACAUAUGUUAAAAAUCCAGUUUUAUUUGAAUCAAUUAUGGGAAUUUCGAAUAAAUCCAAGCUGUAUUAAUGAUAAGGGUAAAAUAAUAUUAAAUUUCUUUUCAGUGAACUGAAUAUUUUUAUAGCGACGUAACUUGCUUUAUGAAGCAUAGCAUUCCUAGAAAGUACUAUUUUUACGUGAUAUUUUACUAAUUUAAUAGAUACGUACCAAAUACAGGGUGUUUUAAAUUGUGUGCGAGGCAUCGGAUCUAGCAAAAUUACAUCAAAAUUUGUGUAACACUUUCCGAUGAACUUUAUUCUUCCUUAGUAUCUGAAUCAGUAAAAAAUAUUUAUUUAAACCUGAUCAAGUUCAACAAAUUAUUUUGUUAGAGGUUCAUGUGUUGCACCGAUUUUGAACGCCCUUUACAUAUUUUACUAGUGCAAUUAAAAUAGUACAAUGUACGUUAAUUAAAACUAUAAUUUCAUGGCAAAUAAUUUUUAUAUCAGAUAAAUAUCAAACUAAUACGUUAUAAGCCAAAAUGUAUGAUUUAAAUAGUUUUUUAGUUCGGUAGGUGAUGUUUAAAACUUCAUUAGCUUUCGAUUUAUAGGAUGUUAAAAAUCAAAACAAUAUUUCAUAAACGUUAAACAGAUAUAACAGUAAAAAUAGCAGUAAGUACUUUUUGUUCUUUUGAAGAACCGAUAUAUUUUUAUACCAUAAAAUAAAUCAGCGAUAUGAAUUUCAGCAAAUGACAAUUUGUUUUGAGAAUUGACAUCUCAAUGUACAGAGUCUGUUCAACAACACUCUUUAUGGUUCAACGUAUGUAAAAACUUGUGAUAGAAAAUAAAAUGCUGAAUAUGUUGAAUUUUCAAAAACACGUUUGCUCAAUUUUUGGUUUGAUUAUCAUAAAAAUGAACGUUACAGAAAAAAAAGGGUAGGCUGUUGAAACAUUAGUUGUAUUAUUCAUCUACAUAGCCAUGACAGUUCAACUGUUUACAAUUUCAUGGUUCUUUUGUUCGAGUGUUGCAAUGCACACUCUGUGUAUUGUCCGCAAUAUUGAAUUAUAUUUUUUAAAAAAGUGUUACUGUAAGUAAAAAAAUCUAGUCAGUACAUACGUUAAGAAUAUUUUUAUGUGAUUUAAAGAAUAGUUUUUAUUAUUUUUAUAUAUACGAGUGUCUCUAUUAAGUAGGUUUGCUUCAGAUUAUUGCCAGUUCUUAUUUUCUUAUAAGAGUAUUAUAA
Molecule: messenger RNA, 8052 nt
Organism: Anoplophora glabripennis (Asian longhorned beetle)
Lineage: Eukaryota; Metazoa; Arthropoda; Insecta; Coleoptera; Cerambycidae
Gene: Wdr81
Product: WD repeat-containing protein 81
Exons: 9
Coding region: 166-6237 (2023 amino acids)
Biological process (GO): aggrephagy
Cellular component (GO): mitochondrion
Molecular function (GO): phosphatidylinositol 3-kinase regulator activity; protein binding
Source: RefSeq, a predicted model, not a curated record